AUGAAAAGAAUAAAACUUAAAUUAAAGAAACCAAAUCCAUUGUUUGAGAUUUGGUUAGAAGAAUGGAGGAAAGAAGCUGCAUCCAGAAACUCCGAUUUGCAAUAUCACUUUUCGAAAGCACUUCAAUCUCUAAGAAAAUAUCCUUUGCCGUUAAAGUCCGGAAAAGAUUGUAUAAUAUUGCAACAUUUUGGUACAAAAUUAUGCUCGAUGUUAGAUAGAAAACUUGAAGAAUAUAAAGCUAGAAAUGAAGGCUCAACAAGUGCUAAAGAUUUUGUUUGUAAACAGAGUAAUUACGAAGAACAGCAUGUACUUAAAAGAAAAUAUAAAUCACAACAAAUUGUUAUGGAUGCAGAUUUUGAACAUGAAAGGACAGAACUGGCAGCAUUUGAUAACUUAAAUUUAUCUUCUUGGAAUCUAGAAAAUUAUGCUGCUUUAUUUAUACUAUAUAAGAAUACACAAAAUCCACAUUGUUCAGGGUAUAUUACUGAAGUUGAUUUACUAUCUGAAAUAAAAGAGUUGUGUGGUGAUGUUUCAAAGACUUCAGUUUUAGAUUUAUUUCAGUGUGGCUUAAUUUCUAUGAUAGGUGCUCCUAAUAGAUAUAAUCUUACAGAACAUGGUGUUAAUAUUUCAAAAAACAUGUGUGAAGUUACAACUAUUGAUGUAGAAUCAAUAAAUUCUAUCAACAUUUUAAGUAAGAUUCAAGCACUUCUAAAACCAUUGUUUAUACAAAAGUCAGAGUUAACAAAAGAUUUUAAAAAUCUUGAUAAUGGAAACACAAAUACACAAUUAUCUAAAAACUGUUCAAAUGGUACGCAAAGCAAUUCAACUAAACCUUCAAAAAUGUAUAAGUCCAAGUCUGAAGGAUUCAGUGCUAUUAGAAAACAUAGGCAACAGCCUGAAAAAGAUUCUGUGAGACAGAAGUCAGAGGAAAAUAAUAUGCUUGUAGAAAAAAUACCAGGAAGGAUAAAAAAAGCACAAAAUACAAAUAAUGGCGCAUUAAAUAAUAUAGAUAAUAAUAAAACAGAUUCUACAAAUAAUAUUCAGAAGAACAUCUAUUUAGAAUCCAAUAAGUUUGAUGUAAUAUUAUUAGUAGAUACACAUGAGACUAGUGGUGGUAGAACAAAACCUCAACAUGAUGCUACUGUAGUGGAACUAACACAACUUGGUGUUAUAUUUGAGAUACGCCAUUUAAAAGUUGGUGAUUUUGCAUGGGUUGCCAGAUGUAGAAAUACAAAGAAUGAAUUGAUUUUACCUUACAUUAUAGAGAGGAAACGAAUAGACGAUUUGAGUUCAAGUAUUACAGAUGGGAGGUUUCAUGAACAAAAAUUCAGAUUGAAGCAAUGUGGGAUUACAAAUCUUAUGUAUAUAAUUGAGGAAUACGAGAAAGGUCAAAAAUUAGCAAUACCAUAUUCAUCAUUGAUGCAAGCUUCCAUUAAUACUUUAAUACAAGAUGGUUUUUCAGUAAAGUACACCAAAAGCCAUAAAGAUUCUAUGUUUUAUUUGUCAUCAUUAACAAGAGUUUUGAUUAGGCGUUUUCGAGAAAAAAAUUUGAUAUGUUGCAAAAAGGAAGCUAUUGCACAAAUAAAUAUUUUAAGUGAUACUUGUUUUCUUAUGGAAUUUGAAGAAUUUAAUAAAGCAGCAUCCAAACAAAAAGUAUUUAAAGUAAGUCAAAUGUUUGUCCGCCAAUUAUUACAGUUAAAAGGAAUAUCUGUAGACAAAGCUUUAGCAAUUGUAGAACGUUAUCCAACACCACGAGUAUUAAUUGAAGCUUUUCAAAACUCUGAUUGUAAUGAAUCAUUAUUAGCAAAAAUUGAAUUUGGAGAUAAGAAACGUCUUAUCGGACCUAUAAUUAGUAAAACAAUUUAUCAAUUAUACACAAAAAAAAAUUUAGAUUAA
Molecule: messenger RNA, 1896 nt
Organism: Habropoda laboriosa
Lineage: Eukaryota; Metazoa; Arthropoda; Insecta; Hymenoptera; Apidae
Gene: mus81
Product: crossover junction endonuclease MUS81
Exons: 8
Coding region: 1-1896 (631 amino acids)
Biological process (GO): resolution of meiotic recombination intermediates; double-strand break repair via break-induced replication; DNA catabolic process
Cellular component (GO): Holliday junction resolvase complex; nucleus
Molecular function (GO): 3'-flap endonuclease activity; crossover junction DNA endonuclease activity; DNA binding
Source: RefSeq, a predicted model, not a curated record